AUCUUAAAUGUUAUCCAAAUUAUAUAUUUUGUCACAAUUACCUUUUAUUUUAUUCUUAAGUUUUUCUUUUAAUGACAAAUUCGGAUUGUAUGUUACUUGGACCGUUGGUCUUUGAUAAGGAGAGAUAAGAUAGAAUAUGGAUAUCCAACUAAACCAUCAUCUUCACUCAUUCUCUUUGAGCCAUCCAAAACAACCACCCUCCUCCACCCAUCCCCACCACCGCACAACCACCGUCAAAGUCUAUGCAAUCUCCGGCAACCCACAAAAACUGAUACAGUCCGGCACCGUGGUUGCCAUUGUUCCAAAAGAAGCUGCAGCAGCCAUUAAUGAUGGAGGAUACAAACUCCUUGAUAUCAGGCCAGAAUGGGAGAGAGAGAAGUCACGUGUUUCAGGGUCAAUGCACGUGCCAUUGUUUGUCCAGGACAUGGAUAAUGGACCCCUUACCCUAUUGAAAAAAUGGGUUCACUUUGGUUAUAUUGGUGCAUGGACUGGUCAGAGUUUUACUAUGAUCAAUCCUGAUUUUCUUGAUCAAGUGGAGAAGAUGGUUCCUGAUAAGUCCACUAAACUUCUUGUUGCUUGUGGUGAAGGUUUAAGAUCUAUGAUGGCAACAUCAAAGUUACAUAAAAACGGAUAUACAAACUUAGGAUGGUUGGCUGGAGGAUUCAAUCGCGCCACUGAUGGCGAUUUCCCAGAAGUUGAAGGGCCAGAGAAGUUGCAGUAUGCCACCAUUGGAGGUGCAUCUUAUUACUUCCUUAAGAUCCUUCUUUUGUUACAAGCUGUGGGGAAGAACAAUUAACUAACAUGUUGACUUUUGACCUAAAAAGUCAUUUAUGCCAUGUAUUUUAUGGAUUUGCUUCUUCAAGUUUUUGGACAUUUUGAAGUUAGUUUAAGAAUUAAUGUACAAAUUGUCUAAUUUUAUCCCUAUUCAAAAUAUCACUGUUAAUUGCUUCUAAA
Messenger RNA from Helianthus annuus (common sunflower), 954 nucleotides. Its product is annotated as rhodanese-like domain-containing protein 10. The coding region runs from base 137 to 796 and encodes 219 amino acids. The transcript has 2 exons. The record is from RefSeq and is a predicted model, not a curated record. Lineage: Eukaryota; Viridiplantae; Streptophyta; Magnoliopsida; Asterales; Asteraceae. Gene Ontology annotation, cellular component: chloroplast.